Molecule: messenger RNA, 1782 nt
Organism: Pseudomassariella vexata
Lineage: Eukaryota; Fungi; Ascomycota; Sordariomycetes; Amphisphaeriales; Pseudomassariaceae
Product: apoptosis-antagonizing transcription factor
Exons: 2
Coding region: 1-1782 (593 amino acids)
Biological process (GO): maturation of SSU-rRNA from tricistronic rRNA transcript (SSU-rRNA, 5.8S rRNA, LSU-rRNA)
Cellular component (GO): nucleolus; nucleus
Source: RefSeq, a predicted model, not a curated record
AUGGCGAAAUCAAGAAGUCGGGCGCAGCAAUUCGCUGAAUGGGAAGAAAAACCUGCCAAAGACUACGACCCUGAAGCCGACGUCCCAGACGAAAGCGACGAGGCCGGCAAUAGCGACGAAAGCGCCAACGAGAAUGCGGGCACCGAGCAUUACGUCGCCGUUGGCAAAUCCAAGCUCCGGCGAAAAGAACCUGCCGCCCUCGGUCCUCAGUACCGCGGUUCUCGGGUGAGUCGUGACGCUUUGGAUCAAUCCUCCGAUGAGACCGAUGAAUUUGAGGACGCGCGCGAGGACCUUGACGAUGAUGCCGAGUAUGAUGAUCCGGACGAGGCAGAUCUUGAAAGAGACCAGCUCGAGGAUGAAGAGGACGCAGAGAUUGACAGCAGUCAUGCGUUUGGGGAGAGCGACGACGAAAAAUUCAAGGAGUUUACGUUUAGGGGCAGCUCACUGGUCGCGCCGGUAAAGGGGAAGAGAACUACAAGGCCAAAGGCUGCCGAUUUCUUGGAGGAUGAAGAUAUGGGCUCUGAAUCUGAGGAAGAAGAAGAUGAUGAUGACGAUGAAGAUGAUGGCUCGUUGAUGGGAAACCCUAUGUUCGACGAAGACGCCGAGGAGACUAGUGAUGAUGAAGGAGUCGAGGGUAGUGAUGAUGGCGAUUCAGACGGGACCGGUGAUGAUGAGGACGAGCCCAAAAAUGAAGGCGCUGUUCACGGUGCUUUUUCAUCUGGCGAUGACGAAGAGGACGACGAUGACGAUGAUGACGGCAGCGACGAGGAGUCACCAAAUAAAGCGGGCGCAUCUCUCCGUGGAAACAUUCAAGCAAUGAUACGACCUGAGCAGAACGAUGUCGCUGGGUCCUUGGCCAAUGCAAUGCAAAGAGACAUCGCGAAAGGCAAUGCAGUCCGCAAGCAGCGAAUGGCUUUCGACGCCGUCUUAAACGUUAGGAUCCGACUGCAAAAGGCAUUAGUCGCAGUCAACUCCUUCAGCGCCGUCGAGGAAGAGGGUGACCAGUCUGAACCAUACGAGGCAGCCGAAGCUGCUGCGGUCAAGCUAUGGAACGCUAUUGAUACCUACCGAACCGGGAUGCGAUCAACAACGGGAGAAAAGCGGAAACGCGCCAUCGAAGUCUCGAGCACCGCCCAGGAUAUAUGGGAUAGCAUGGAAGCUACCGAACAAGACGCAACUGUUCGUCGGAAACAUCUCCUCGACAUGUGGUCUAACAAAGUCAAGCAGAUGCGGACAGUUGAUGCCGCAGGGACUAGGAAGGACCGAAGUCUGGUCAAGGGCGAGAAGCUCUUGACCGUAACGCUCGAGGGCCAACUGCAAGACUCUGAGCGCUUGAUCAAGCGAACCCGUACACCUCGUUCGUGUGCCCCCAUCCAAGUCGGUCAAAAAGUCAACGAGGACCCAGAAAUCUACGAUGAUGCCGAUUUUUACCAGCAACUUCUCAAGGAACUUGUCGAUAAUCGCACGGCAGAUACGUCGGCUACUGGCGGCCAAGCAGCGACAGUUCGUUACGCGGUCACCAAGGAGGCCAAGACGAAGAAGCACGUCGAUACCAAGGCCAGCAAGGGCCGUAAGAUGCGUUUUAAUGUGCAUGAGAAGCUCCAGAAUUUCAUGGCGCCGGAGGAUCGUAGAAGCUGGGAGCAGAGUGCCAUUGAUCGGUUCUUUGGAACCCUAUUUGGGCAGAAGAUGAUGUUGUACGAAGAUGGCGAUGGCGCGGAUGACGUGGAUCAGGAAAUGGGUGGAGUCGUGGCGGAAGUGGAUGGUUUGAGGUUGUUCAAGUGA